This is a messenger RNA of Colletotrichum higginsianum IMI 349063, 2328 nucleotides long. RefSeq names its product Extracellular dipeptidyl-peptidase dpp4. The transcript has 2 exons. Gene Ontology annotation, molecular function: serine-type peptidase activity; dipeptidyl-peptidase activity. NCBI's taxonomy places the organism in Eukaryota, Fungi, Ascomycota, Sordariomycetes, Glomerellales, Glomerellaceae. Gene Ontology annotation, biological process: proteolysis. The coding region runs from base 1 to 2328 and encodes 775 amino acids. The record is from RefSeq and is a predicted model, not a curated record.
AUGGCUCGCCAGCUCCUCCAAGCCGUCACCGCGGCCCUGCUGCUGCGCGCGACUGCCGCCAUCGACCCGCCUCGCCCGCCACACCAGCCCGUGGGCGGCGGCGACCGUAUCGUGACGUGGAACGAGACCGUCGUCUCCCCGCAAUUCGGCGCCAGCUCCCGGUCUGUCAGUUGGCUGUCGGGCGCUCAAGACGGGAGCUUCAUCUCCGUCUCCAACAAAAGCCUCGUCAUCGAGAACAUCAUUUCGGGCUCCACCGAGACCUUUGUGGCCGCGGACAAGAUCCCCGACUACGCCGAGUACUGGAUCCGUCCUGAUCUGAAAAAGGUCCUCUUCGCCACCAACUCCACGAAGCAGUACCGCCACUCGUACUUUGCCGACUACUCCAUCCUCGACGUCGAGUCCGGCCUGCUUGAGCCCUUGGUCAAGGACCAGGUGGGUGAUAUUCAGUACGCCGAGUUUGCCCCCGUCGGCGAUGCCAUUGCCUUUGUGCGCAACAACAACCUGUUCCUCAGCAGGAAUGGUUCCAUCUCCCAGAUCACAAAAGACGGCGGCCCCGACCUGUUCCACGGCGUGCCUGACUGGGUCUACGAGGAAGAGAUCUUCGGCGACAGAAGCACGCUGUGGUUUUCCCCUGACGGCGAAUAUCUUGCCUAUCUGAGCUUCAAUGAGACGGGCGUCGACACCUUCACCAUCCCCUACUUCAUGGACAAUCAGAAGGUCGCGCCGCCCUACCCCGUCGAGCUGGACCUGCGCUACCCCAAGGUCGGCAGCAAGAACCCGACUGUCGCGCUGACGCUCCUUGACCUCACCACCCAGGAGACGACCCCCGUCGCCAUCGACGCGUUCCCUGCCGACGACCUCGUCGUUGGCGAGGUCAAGUGGCUGACCACGGGCCAUUCCAGCGUUAUCUACCGCGCCUUCAACCGCGUCCAGGACCGGGAGAAGCUGGUCCGCGUCGACGUCGAGGGCUACGCUUCCAAGGUCAUCCGGGAGCGUGACGGCUCCGACGGGUGGCUCGACAACAACUUGGCCAUCCAGUACAUCGGCCCCCUCCAGAACUCCACCGACGCCUACUUCCUCGACUUCUCGGACGAGUCCGGCUGGAACCACCUGUACCUCUACCCGGUCAACGGCGGCAGCCCCAUCGCGCUGACCAGCGGUGACUGGGAGGUCUCGGCCGUGCUCAAGGUCGACACGAAGCGACAACUCAUCUACUACCUCUCUACUGAGCACCACAGCACCGAGCGCCACCUUUACUCCGUCUCGUACCCGUCCGGCCGCAAGAAGGCCCUCGUCGACGACACCGUCGCCGGCUUCUGGAGCGCCUCCUUCUCCUCCUCAGCCGGCUACUACAUCCUGACUUACCAGGGCCCCAACGUCCCCUACCAGGAGCUCUACGCCGUCAACUCGACCCAACCCAUCCGGACCGUAACGAGCAACGACGCCCUCGUCGCCCGCCUGCAGGAGUACAAGCUGCCCAACAUCACGUAUUUCGAGCUCGAGCACCCCGACGGUUACACCCUCAACGUCAUGCAGCGCCUGCCCGCCAACUUCGACCCCUCCAAGAAGUACCCGGCCCUCUUCACCCCCUACGGCGGGCCCGGCGCCCAGGAGGUGACGAAGCGCUACCAGUCCAUCAACUGGCGCGCUUUCAUCGCCUCCAACCCGGAGCUCGAGUACAUCACCUACACCGUCGACAACCGCGGCACAGGCUUCAAGGGCCGCGCUUUCCGAUCGACCGUCGCCGGCCACCUCGGCCGCCUCGAGCCCCUCGACCAGAUCUGGGCCGCCAAGGAGCUGGCGGCGCGCAACGCCUUUGUCGACGCCAGCAAGAUCGGCAUCUUUGGCUGGUCCUACGGCGGCUACCUCGCCGCCAAGGUCCUCGAGGCCGACUCGGGCGUCUUCACGUCGGGCCUCAUCGUCGCCCCCGUCAGCGACUGGCGCUUCUACGACUCGCUCUACACGGAGCGCUACAUGAAGACGCUGGAGGCGAACGAGGAGGGGUACAACGAGACGGCCGUCCGCAAGCCCGACGGCUUCAAGAACCUGGCGGGCGAGUUCACCAUCCUCCACGGCACCGGCGACGACAACGUCCACUACCAGAACGCCGCCGCCCUCAUCGACUUGCUCGUCGGCGCCGGUGUGCCGCAGUCCAAGAUGAACUGGCUGACCUUCACCGACAGCGACCACAGCAUCGUCUACAACGGCGCCAGCAUCUGGCUGUACAAGUACCUGACGGAGGCCCUCUUCCGGGAGAAGCACCGUUCGGGCGACAAGCUGGUGCACCAGUGGAGCAAGAAGAGCGCCGCCGACGUGUUUGACUUUUGA